AUGAUGUUGCCUCUAUUGCCGACGGUACAUUGCGAUACCCAAGCUAAUUCCUCGUUUACGGGUUCUGCGCUGAAAACAGUCCGGAACGCCGUGUCCACCCCAGAGAAUGAACUAAGGCGUUGGAGGCGGGUAUUUGAUGCUAAUGCGAAGGUGGUGGUUAACGGGGAAAAAUACCUUGACCCAGAAAAUUUUGUCAAUGCCAUUGCACCAAGAGGGGACUUGUCUAAGAUUGGUCGUGCCCAAUUCGCCAUUCUCUUCCGUGUCGCGGACACGUCGAGGCGUGGCCUAGUUUCAUGGGACGACUUCACUGUCUUCGAGACGAUGCUAAAGCGCCCCGAUGCCGAUUACUGGAUAGCCUUUCAAUACUUCGACGUCGAUAACUCCGGGACAAUUUCUUUAGACGAGUUUAAAAAUGUAUUUACUGCCAACGUCAACUCCUCCGCCAUUCCUUUUGAUUUCGAAUGUGAUUGGGUUAAGUUAUAUCUUGGGAAGAAGAAUGGAACCCGUGUCCUUGGAUACAAUGAAUUCACUCAACUGAUGAAGGGUCUCCAAGGCGAACGAGUGCGACAAGCUUUCCAGUACCUAGAUGCGAAUCAAGAUGGCUUCAUCAAGCCAGACCAGUUCAAACAGAUAAUACUAGAAAUUGCUGGACAUAAACUAUCAGAUGCUGUUGUGGAACGCCUACCGACCUUGUGCACGCUUACACCUGGGGGUCGUAUAUCCUAUUCGGAAGUGGUGGCCUUUCAUAAUGUGGUUCGAGAGAUGGAUAUGGUAGAACGUAUCAUUCGAGAAGCUACCGCAAAAUCCAAAGACGGACGUAUAGAUCAAUCUGAUUUUCUGAACCAUGCUUCGAUUAGCUCUCGUUAUUCUUUAUUUACACCCAUGGAGGCAUCUAUUAUCUUCCACUUUGCGGGGAGAGGCAGCGCUGAAAAGCGGCUGGCUUUGGUAGACUUUGCGCAGCUGUUGGACCCUCGUUGGAAGGCUCCUCAUGAAGAGACUGAAGUGAAAUCUGUUUCUGCCCAAAUGUCCUUCUUAAAUGGAUUCCUGCAGUCGGUCUACAACUUCGCUCAAGGAGGUAUCGCAGGUGCAUUUGGAGCAACUAUUGUAUACCCGAUAGAUAUGGGUGUGAUGCAAAAUCAGCGUAGUACCGUUGUCGGCCAAAUGCUUUACAAGAACAGUUUUGACUGUGCGCGUAAAAUUUUCCGAAACGAGGGUUUUAUCGGUUUCUAUCGUGGCCUUGGCCCUCAGCUGAUCGGCGUUGCACCUGAAAAAGCCAUUAAGCUUACUGUCAAUGAUUUCGUACGGCAGCGAGCGAUGGACCCCGAGACUGGUCGAAUCAAGUUGAUAUGGGAGCUCAUCGCUGGGGGUACUGCGGGCGGUUGCCAAGUGGUAUUCACAAAUCCUUUGGAAAUUGUGAAAAUUCGCCUACAAGUGCAAGGCGAGACCGCGCGUGUGGAAGGUGCAGCUCCCAAGGGUGCCGUUCAUAUCGUGCGGCAGCUGGGUAUCCUCGGUCUGUACCGAGGUGCUAGUGCUUGCUUGCUUCGUGACAUUCCGUUCUCCGCUAUAUAUUUCCCCACAUAUUCGCAUCUCAAGAAAGACAUCUUCCACGAAGGGUACAACGGAAAGCAGCUAAGCUUUCUAGAGACUCUCGGUUCGGCUGCGAUCGCUGGAAUGCCAGCAGCCUAUCUCACGACACCUGCUGACGUUGUAAAAACUCGCCUUCAAGUUGAAGCUCGCAAAGGUCAAUCUCAUUACAAGGGACUUGCAGAUGCAUUUGUGAAAAUUUAUCGUGAAGAAGGCUUCAAAGCACUGUUCAAAGGCGGACCUGCACGAGUUGUGAGGAGUAGUCCACAGUUUGGUUUCACUCUGCUUGCGUACGAAUACUUGCACAAGUAUCCAUGGGAGGAGAAACCACCUCAGGUACAAACAGCGCUAACAUCCAGACAAGAUGAUAUAUCAAGAAUCCGCGCCCGGAAUGCGUUGAAGAUUUUGCUGGACGUACACGGUGAUUUCGGUCGUCGUGCUGCGAGAUUUACUCCACCCUUCGUACCUUCUGUUUCAGAGCAGGCAUGA
Molecule: messenger RNA, 2073 nt
Organism: Pisolithus orientalis
Lineage: Eukaryota; Fungi; Basidiomycota; Agaricomycetes; Boletales; Pisolithaceae
Product: mitochondrial carrier domain-containing protein
Exons: 17
Coding region: 1-2073 (690 amino acids)
Biological process (GO): malate-aspartate shuttle; aspartate transmembrane transport; L-glutamate transmembrane transport
Molecular function (GO): L-glutamate transmembrane transporter activity; L-aspartate transmembrane transporter activity; calcium ion binding
Source: RefSeq, a predicted model, not a curated record